GAUCUCAUACUAAAUGGAAGUAGACGGUGCUUCUGACGACGAACAAGAGCAAAUUAUUCGAAAACUUGUCAAAAAACCGGAAUUUCUAUCAGAUGAAGAGGAUGAUUCAGUUGAAGAUCAAGUCGUUUGGGAAUGCGACGUAGUUGUGUGCAAUUCCACACCAAAUACUGAAAUGUUCUCUGUUUCGUAUCCUUCGAGCAAACGAGACGCCUGGGAUGCAAAGCGAUUUCCAAUUGCCAGAUAUAAGAAGAAUGUUCGAUUGCUAGAAAUGCGCUUCAUGACAGACACCCAACUCGGAUCAUAUGACAAAAAGAAGGCAGAACUUAUGUAUAUGGAUGGAGAUGUCCCGAAAAAAGGACAUGGAAUUGAUGCUCUCCGAGCCAACGAUGAGAUCUACGAAGGCCGUGCAUUCAUCCACGAUCACCCAAUAGUCAAUGCAAUUGGAUUUUUUAAAAACGGCGAAUUCUUCAUUCAUCCGCUGACUGGAGCAUUCGAAAUGCAUCGAUCAAUUCAAGGGUUGAAUAAAAAGAAGAAAUCCGACGGAAAAUCUGGAAAAUCCGAUGAAGAUUCGUCUGGAGAAGAAGAAGACGUUAAGCCAUCCUCCGCCGCAGUUAGAGUCAAAUUUUCUCGGCCUGAAACUGAACGACAAAAAAAACGACGAGAAGCAUCGGCGUUACAUCGAGAGAAAAAGAUUGCAAGUGAUAUGUGGAUUCCGAUGAAAGUUCAUUUGAAAGAUGGUGACCCUGUCGCUGAAAAAAUUGAUGGAAUUAGUCAGAAUGGACUCCUUUUGGACGAUCCUGAAGCUUCACGAAUGAGCAUUAGAGCUCUUGUUAAUAGAGCUAUUAUUUGUGGUGUUAAGGAGGAAUUAGUAAUCGAAUCAGGAAAAGAACAUAUGCUUUCCAAACAACGAAUCGAUGAUCUUCCGGAUCCAAACCUUCAAUUAAAGGCGCAUAUGGUGAAAUCUCACGUGAUGAAGACUUCUGAAAUGCGUCGUUUAAUCGAUCCAUCCGCAAUGAGCACUGAUAAAAUGAUUGCGAAGCUCAAGGAAUGCGCGAGUUUAGUUCAAGGCGUCUGGGUGUUGGAUUCGAAUUUAAUGUUCAAAAAUUUGGCGCCGGCGCACUCGAAUACGGCGGGAAAGACGGAUUUGUAUCGGGCAGAGCUUUGGAGAAACGCGCGAGAUUUGGCACUUUGCCUGAUUGAUGGUGGUCAUAGAGUCACUCGGCUUACUCUUAUGACAUGCUUUAAGCUCAGCGAACGGGAUUCCGAUGAAAUUUUGUCGACUUUUGGUGUCAAAUGUGAAGCUACCAGAUCAUGGAGACUUCGCGUCGAACGGGAUGCUCAGUUUUUGGAGGAUCCGGCUAUGAAGAAGCAUGUGGUUGAGCAGAAGGCAAAAUGGGUUCAGAAAUUUAAUGAAUUGGAGAAGUCGCUGCAGGAAUCGCCUGCCAAGUCCCCGAAGAAAAAAUGAUUUAUUUCUUUUUUUUUAGCCUUUUUAGCCUGGAAUUUACAGAAAAUUUGAAUUUUCUUUUGGAAAAAAAAUCACUGAAACUAGUCAAUUUUCCAUUGAAAUUUUGAAAUUUAGAAAAAAUGACAAAAAAUAUUUUUUCCAAUUUUUAACGAAAAUUUCAAAAAAAAAAUUUCUGAAAUUCAAAAAAAAUCCUUUAAAAAACCGAUUUUUUAAUUAUUGCCUUCUGAAAAACCUCCCGUCAAUAUUGAGAAUAUCUAAUAGAAUAUUGAUUUUUACAAAUUGGAAUUUUUGUCAAUUUUUUGGAACAAAAAUCAAUUCAAAAUUUUCAAUUUGUAAAAAAUUCAAUUUUUCACAAAAAAACUCACAAAAAUUGUUUUUCUGGAAAUUCAAAAUUUCUGUAAAUUUCGGUCAUUUUUCCAAAAACUCAAUUUUCCUCUCCCACGUCAUUCUAUUGUUUCCAUCAUCACCACCAAAUUCUCCACCGAUUUUUGUUGAUCUUUUGUUGUUGUUUUUCAUUUUUCUGUUAUUUUGAAUAAUUUUUAUUUCACUACUCCGAGAAUUUUAAUCCGAUUUUCCCCUAAAAUAGCCGAAUUCCCGAACGGUAUCCGAAUGAUCAAUUUCAAAUCUUUUUACAAACAUUAUAUUACACUUUUUGCUAUUUGCCAACACGUGUUGAUUUUUCAGAUUAUUGCUGUACUUUAGGGGCGGGGCGGGAGAGAUCAAAACCCUUUUCUUUCAAAUUUAGAUCAAGUUUCGGGUUUUAUUUCUUGAUUUUGAUUUUGCUUUCACGAAAAAGAAAUCUAAAAAUUGCCAA
Molecule: messenger RNA, 2279 nt
Organism: Caenorhabditis elegans
Lineage: Eukaryota; Metazoa; Nematoda; Chromadorea; Rhabditida; Rhabditidae
Gene: W06E11.1
Product: RNB domain-containing protein
Biological process (GO): DNA-templated transcription
Cellular component (GO): nucleus
Source: RefSeq, marked reviewed